Penicillium odoratum is the source of this 906-nucleotide messenger RNA. RefSeq lists its product as uncharacterized. The transcript is spliced from 2 exons. The record is from RefSeq and is a predicted model, not a curated record. Lineage: Eukaryota; Fungi; Ascomycota; Eurotiomycetes; Eurotiales; Aspergillaceae. The coding region runs from base 1 to 906 and encodes 301 amino acids.
AUGCCCGAAACAACUCCCCGCAAACGGCCCCCUUCCCCGCAGAACCACAAAAUUUUCGAUGCCUGGAACUCCGCUUCAACCGGCCACCAGAGAGCUAAAGGUGCCUACGCAGGAACAUCAUCAUGGCGAGAGACCCGAUCACUAAAACUCGAGCGCCAGUUCCGGAGCGGGGACUGUCUACGUGAAGAAGACCAUGUACCCUCGUCACGGGCGCGCGCAUUCGAUGGGAUCUGCACACCGCAUACAGACGAUAAGGUACAGGAUCAGAAUGAUGUCAAUGGCUCUGGGGAGUGGAGGUGGGUUAGUGAUGUGGAAGCAAAGAGGUCACGGUUGGGUGUUCAAGAUAUUCGCAGUUUCAUGGGUGUUGGAAAGCGGAAAUCCGAUGAUGAGAUGCUGCAAAGGACAAAGAAGACGAAGGUUGAUUCUGGUGCCGAGCUACGAGCGGAUGGUGCGGAUGGCCGCGUGAAAGCGAAUCUGGCUAGCAUAUCCCGACCAUCCAAUGCAGAUCCGUCAUCUGUGAACUCUUCGAUAUUCCUCGGAGCAACGGUGUUUAUUAACGGGUCGACCCUCCCGUUAAUAUCGGAUCAUAAAGUCAAACGUCUUCUGGUUGAACAUGGCGCUCAGAUCUCUAUUCACAUGGCGCGCAAGUCGGUCUCGCAUGUGAUUAUUGGGCAGCCGAAUGCGAUAUCCAACGAGGCUACCCUCGGGGCUGGUGGGGGACUUUCGGCUCGGAAACUUCAGCAAGAGAUUGCGAGAGGUGGGUGGAAGGGCGUGAAGAUUGUUGGUGUGGAAUGGAUCCUGGAGAGCAUUAAAGCUGGGAAACGGCUUGCUGAGUCCCAGUUUGUUGUUAUGAAUGUCGCACCGAAGGGACAGCAGAGUGUUGCUGGGAUGUUUGGCCGUCGGUAA